Molecule: messenger RNA, 1140 nt
Organism: Cygnus atratus (black swan)
Lineage: Eukaryota; Metazoa; Chordata; Aves; Anseriformes; Anatidae
Gene: WBP1
Product: WW domain binding protein 1
Exons: 4
Coding region: 22-1014 (330 amino acids)
Molecular function (GO): WW domain binding
Source: RefSeq, a predicted model, not a curated record
CGGCGGGCUGUAGGCGGCGCCAUGGAGCGGCCCGGGAGCGGCGGCGCCGAGGGGGCCUGGGCCGCGCUGCUGGGCCGGCAGCACCAGCAGGCCCGGGAGUACUGCCCGGGGGUGAACAACCAGCCCUACGUGUGCGAGACCGGGCACUGCUGCGGAGAGACCGGCUGCUGCACGUACUACUACGAGCUGUGGUGGUUCUGGCUGCUCUGGACCAUCCUCAUCCUCUUCAGCUGCUGCUGUGCCUACCGGCACCGCCGGGCCAAGCUGCGCCUGCAGCAGCAGCAGCGGCAGCGGGAGAUCAACCUCAUCGCCUACCACGGUGCCUGCAACUACCCCGCCUCCAUGAUGGAUCUCAGGAUGCUGGCUUCCUUCAAGCUGCCUGCCUACGAGGAGGUGGCCCACCGGCCCAGCACGCCGCCGCCGCCCUACAGCGCCAUCCUGGCCCAGCUGAGCGGGCCGCGCAGCCGCCUGGGCUCCAGCAGCCUCACGCUCUCGCCCAGCUCGGAGAACUACACCAGCUGCUCCUGCGAGUCGAGCUGCGUGACGUCCCCCAGCAGCACCUCGCUGUCGGUGCAGGUGACGGACGAGACGGAGCGCAGCCGGGCCAGCACGCCCAGCGAGGAGGGCGGCACCAGCAGCACCGGCACCGGCGCCAGCUGGGAGCUGCCCGAGGAGCUGCCCGCCCGCCCGGCCCCGCACAAGCACGCCCUCUUCUCCUCCAACGUGGACUUCUUCGAGGCCGACUGCCACCGCUGCUCGGACAUCGAGGAAGGCGAGGAGGAGGAGGGUGGCGCGGCCCCGGAGGAGGGCGGCGAGCACUACCGGCACCGGCGCCUGACGGGCGACUCGGGCAUCGAGGUGGGGCGCUGCCAGGAAGAGGAGGGCGGCGAGGAGAGCGAGGGCGAGGGCGUGCGCCUGCUGGGCAAGGCCGGCCCCGUGCCGCCCCCGGCCCGGUGCAGCAUCCCGGCUGAGGGGGGUGGCGGGGAGCCGGGCGCUCCCGCCCUGCCUGUCUGAGGGGCCCGGCCCGGCCCUGCCGUUGCCCCUGCCGCCACCAUCACCUUGCCCGCGGGGCCGGCCCGGUGCCGCCCGCGCCUCUCCCCGCCGCCACGGCUCACGCCGCCGCUCCCCGCCUUGGAGCAG